UGUUGACAAUAUAUAACUACAAUGCCACCAGCACCAGCUACCGCUUCGAAAGGAGCCAAGAAGGCUUCGAAGGCCAAAGCUUCACGUCCCCCCGGAGACAAGAAGCGCAAGAAGAAGAGGAAGGAAAGUUAUUCCAUCUACAUCUACAAAGUAAUGAAACAAGUCCACCCCGACACUGGCAUCUCCAGCAAAGCUAUGUCCAUCAUGAACAGUUUUGUCAACGAUUUGUUCGAAAGAAUCGCUUCUGAAGCCAGCCGUUUGGCUCACUACAACAAACGUUCGACCAUCAGUAGCCGUGAGGUGCAGACUGCUGUCCGUCUGCUUCUCCCUGGUGAGUUGGCCAAACACGCCGUCUCUGAAGGUACCAAGGCUGUCACCAAAUACACCAGCAGCAAGUAGAUAAAACUAUUCUGUCUUUGACAACGGCCCUUUUCAGGGCCAUUUAACAUUUCAAAGUUAGUCGACUUGGUCUAAUUAUCAUUAUAUGAGCUGAGCAAAGUCCGAAAUUUUUUAAAGCUAUUUGAACAUUCAUCUAUAUUUGUUUUUUUUCCAUUCCUGAAAUGUAAAAUAUUUGAAACCAAUAAUCAUAAAAUUUUAUUCAUCUACAAUGAAUUCAGAUCAUUUUAAAUGCUAUCUUCAACGUAGUCAUAAAACUGAAUCUAUCAUUGGAGCGUUUUCUUUAUUUCCUGGCCUUUCACGUUUUGAGAUCAAACCCAGCUGUGUUCGACUUCGCUAUUCAUACUUCUGGGUCGAUAUAACGAACUGUUCUAUCCUAAAUUUUUCAUCUCGAAUACUUUUUUUUAUGUAUAAACUGAAUCUUAGUGACUGAAAAAAACUAUUUUUCUAUCGAUGUGAUAAAACUUGAUGUAUCUGUGCAAAGACACUCCUCACUUCUUCUGAAAAGUUGAAUAGCGAUGUGGAUAAAAAAUAAAAUUGGAGGUAUUUUUAUCUCCUAUUUUAACUUA
Messenger RNA from Octopus sinensis (East Asian common octopus), 965 nucleotides. Its product is annotated as histone H2B, gonadal. Bases 22 to 399 code for a protein of 125 amino acids. Gene Ontology annotation, molecular function: DNA binding; structural constituent of chromatin; protein heterodimerization activity. Gene Ontology annotation, cellular component: nucleosome. The record is from RefSeq and is a predicted model, not a curated record. The transcript has a single exon. Lineage: Eukaryota; Metazoa; Mollusca; Cephalopoda; Octopoda; Octopodidae.